Messenger RNA from Cornus florida, 2100 nucleotides. Its product is annotated as thiamine pyrophosphokinase 1. NCBI's taxonomy places the organism in Eukaryota, Viridiplantae, Streptophyta, Magnoliopsida, Cornales, Cornaceae. Gene Ontology annotation, molecular function: thiamine binding; ATP binding; thiamine diphosphokinase activity. Gene Ontology annotation, biological process: thiamine diphosphate biosynthetic process; thiamine metabolic process. Bases 488 to 1882 code for a protein of 464 amino acids. The record is from RefSeq and is a predicted model, not a curated record. The transcript has 7 exons.
AACCGCUCAGCAUUGAUUCUCUCUUAUGUUUUUAUUGAAUAGGGUAAAGUCUAGAAAAAACAGUCAGAUUUUGUGCGAUUACACCCUUAUAAUUUAUUUUUGUGCAUACAAGUCCACUCUAAAUCUUAAAUUGUUGCAACUAACCACCCCUAUAGGAAUUUCAGUUGAGAAUGGCCGUUAAAACCUUAAAAUCCAAUAUUAUCCUUUUUAUAUUCCGUAAUUGCCCUCACCCUAUUACAUGGACCUCCGUCGGGAAGGUCUAAUCAUCACUGGACAAACCGACGGGCAUGGAACGACAGUGUACUCGGAGAUGACAGAAGACGGCGAGUCGCCACCGCCAAGGAUGGCGGCUCUGUGUUAGAGAAAGAGGAGAGACAGAGCGGACGUGAGGGAGCGGUGUUGGCAAAGAACUCUGAAAAACCCACCGACGGCGAGCAAGAAGGAAAGCAGCCAGAUAUCUCUUCAUGGGAUUUGAUAAUCACCAGCCAUGACCAAAUCCGAAAACUUCAUUCACAACCUAUUCAAACCCUUCAAUUUUGUCUCUAAGAAAGACGGACAAAAAGAGGACCUAGAGAGGAUCGCGGCACAAGAACAGAAGCUAUUCCCUUUUGAAACCCUAGUUGCAGCCAAAAAUUUCCACCCAAAUCAUAAGCUCGGCCAAGGCGGUUUUGGUCAUGUUUACAAAGUAAUUAGCAAAUUUGGAUUUGUACAGCAUCGCAAUGUUGUGAAUUUGUUAGGCUACUGUAUGCACGGCGCAGAGAAGCUACUCGUGUACGGAAGAGACGGUGAGCAAGGAAGGAACAACCAACGAAAGCUCCGGCCAAGAAUGCCGUCGGAGAAGAAAACGGGUGGAUUUGAAACAGAAACAGAUCGGGGUGAGAAUGAGGGGUAUUUUAGUAUAUUCGCAGCUCGAGGACCGGUAAACAAGCAAAAGGGACUAAUUCGCACAUAUUUUUUGGUAGAGGGGUGGUUAACAACCAAGAGGGGUUUAAACGCAGAAUAUAGAUACUAUAGGGGUUAUCGGCACACGACCCUGUUGAAUAUAAAAACUUGCGUGUUCCAAUCACAAGAUUUCAAGAGACGCACAAGAUCUUUCUUUCUAAAUUUGUUAGCAAUGCCCCUCAUGACACAUUCUUCUACCUUUCUCUUACCUCCGACACCCGCCGACAACCUCCCUUCUCCGACAUACGUACUCGUCUUGCUUAACCAACGCCUACCUCGAUUCGCUCCUCUGCUUUGGGACCACGCAAAACUUCGUAUUUGCGCAGAUGGUGGCGCUAAUCGCUUGUUUGAUGAAUUUCCUCAACUGUUCCCUCAAGAGGACGCCUCCGUUGUUCAAAAUAGGUACAAGCCAGAUGUAAUAAAGGGAGACAUGGAUUCAGUUAGACAAGAAGUAAAAGAUUUCUAUAAAAACAUGAAUACCGAGAUAGAAGAUGCAUCUAAUGAUCAGGACACCACAGACCUCCAUAAAUGCAUAGCAUAUAUUCGUGACUGCACACCAAACCUGGACAAGUCUAAUUUAUGCAUUCUUGUUGCUGGAGCACUUGGUGGACGGUUUGACCAUGAGGCUGGAAACAUAAAUGUUCUUUAUAAUUUCUCGUCCAUGAGAAUAGUUCUUUUAUCCAAUGAUUGCCUCAUCCAACUUCUUCCAAAGACUCACCGUCAUGAGAUCCAUAUCCAGUCCUCAGUUGAGGGCCCUCAUUGUGGACUUGUCCCGAUUGGGAUGCCAUCUAGAAGCACUACCACCUCCGGGCUCGAAUGGAAUCUUGCUGGCACGGAAAUGAGAUUUGGUGGUUUAAUAAGUACAUCGAAUAUUGUGAAAGAAAAGAAAAUAACUGUGCAAUCUGAUUCUGAUCUUCUUUGGACGAUAUCCAUCCAUUAAAAGACCAGAAAGAGCAUUGCAUUCAUGAUGAGGUGUGCGAGCUGCAGAUUUCAUGAUUUCUUCCAACUUGUAUUGUUGUAAUCCCCACCAAUUAGAAUAAUUGAGGGGAACGUCUGUAGGUAGUUCUUUAUGUCAUGUAAUCCAAUAUUAAAUUUUUCUCUGAAACUGAAUGUUAAUUUCGAGUUGAAGGAAUAUAAUAGCUUUUGUUUCUUGGUUUA